AUGAAUAAUACAUUUUUUGGAGCGAAAAUUAUUCCAAAUAAUUACUACAAGGCACACACUCGUCACGACCUUGUACUAACAAGAGCUAUUUUGGAUCCAGAAGCUUCAGAAGAUGCCCAUUCUAGGCUUUUCCUUCAAAUAGAAAAGACAGACGGGCCAAUUGCUGAUCUUUAUGGUUCUCAAAAUAUUUCUCUCCCAUUAAAUAUACAUGUUUCUGCUGGAUUUCAAAUCACUUUUAGAGUCGCUGGCGAUGCACCAGUAUAUGUUUCGGGAUACUUCGAACCUGAUAGACAAAUGAGCAGAUAUCGUAAGGUAGAAGAUGAUAGUAGCUCAAAUCAUUAUUAUUACUCAGAUUCAGAAAAUAAUUCUGAUGAAGAAGAGGAUUCCAACGAUAACGAAGAAUCCAAUCAAGAAAGCGAAAAUGUAGACCCCGACGAGGUUGGAAGCUCAGAUGAUCCAAAUAAAAUUCCAAAAGGCUCGGAUCCUUUAAAUCCCGCAAAUGAAACAUUGGUUACCGAAUGGAAGUACACAGAAAAUAUACCUGAAAAGGCAUUACAAAAAAUUAUGAAAGGCGGUUUUUAUACAGAAGGAAAAACUGCAUAUGUUCUUCUAGAUAAGGUAGAUAGUAUGUCAAUAAGUAGUGCAGUACUAUCUGAAGGCAUUAAAGUCGUUCAUGCUGUUUACAUUAAGCCAGAUAUAAGACUCCUCAAUUUCAUUGCUCAUUUAUGUCGAAUUGAUGUCAAACUGAAAUACUCUACUAUUGUACAAGCAUAA
Molecule: messenger RNA, 774 nt
Organism: Trichomonas vaginalis G3
Lineage: Eukaryota; Parabasalia; Trichomonadida; Trichomonadidae
Product: nucleoplasmin core domain domain-containing protein
Exons: 1
Coding region: 1-774 (257 amino acids)
Source: RefSeq, a predicted model, not a curated record